CUCUUUCUGCUGCUGCGCUGGAUAGUAGUAGUUGUUGGUGUUUAAUCUUGAUGCAGUCGAGCGAAAGCCACAGAAAGGUUCACAGCUUGGCAGGGCAGGUUCCUCUGCGCUAACUUGAAAAAAAAAAAAGCCUGAUUUCCGUGACAUCGGCUGGCCGAGGAGCUCUAACAAAGGCGUUGUCAUGGAAGAGAACUAUGAUGACUAUUUGUUGAGUUUUUUUAAUCAGACCUCCACGACGGACGAUCCAGAAUCCAUCCUCAAUGAGACGGUAUUUUACUGUGAGAAGGCCGGCGUGACCAGGUUUGGUGCAACAUUCAUCCCGACAGUCUAUUAUAUGAACUUCUUGCUGAGCCUUUUAGGAAAUGGUCUGGUUUUGUGCAUCAUCUAUAAGUAUGAGAAGCUUGGAACGGUCACCAACAUCUUCCUGCUCAACCUGGUCAUUUCGGACCUUCUAUUCGCCUCCACCUUGCCUUUCUGGGCUGUCUACCACCGCUCCGAGUGGAUAUUCGGACCCGGGCUUUGCAAGUUCAUCGGUAGCUUGUACUCAAUUGGAUUUUCCAGCUCCAUCCUCUUCCUCACCCUCAUGACCUUUGAUCGCUACCUGGCUGUGGUUCACGCCAUCACGGCAGCCCAGAGCCGCCGGAGGUUGUACGCCUACUGCAUGUCUUUUGUCGUCUGGUUUCUCAGUUUCUUUGCAAGCCUUAAGGACAUCGUCUUCUACAAUGUCCGGCUGAACAAACCGGGCGGCUGGGUUUGUGAAGAGAGUGGCUACUCACACCAGACCAUAGUUAAAUGGCAGCUGAUGGGUUACUACCUGCAGUUCGGCGUGUUCUUCCUGCUUCCCCUGAUGAUGAUGUUCUAUUGCUAUGCCCGGAUCACCAUUCGCAUCAUCUCCACACGCAUACAGGAGAAGUGCAGGGCUAUCAAGCUCAUCUUCGUCAUUAUCUUCACCUUUUUCAUCUGCUGGACGCCCUACAACGUGGUCCUCCUCCUCAAGGCGCUCCAUUUGGCUUCCAGGGACAGAUCGUGUGCCGAAGAGUUGGACUAUGCAGAAUAUGUCACGCGUAACAUCGCGUACUUGUACUGCUGCAUCAGUCCUGUGUUCUACACCUUCGUGGGGAAGAAGUUCCAGAGCCAUUUCCGGAAACUUCUAGCAAAGCACAUACCCUGCUUGAAGACCACCAUCCUGUCGUCUCAGAGCAGCAGGACGACGUCAUUCAGGAGCCCGAAUACUGAGUAUUACUAACUAAUGAAACUUUACACCACGAAGGAAGUUAGCAAUUUAUAAACAUUUGAACACAGGGAUUUUCCGAAUUUCUGAAUACUGCACAUUGUUUCUGAUAUUAAUAUUAGAGGGUUUUAAAUGUCUGUGCACCAGAAGCUUAUGAACUUUGUAAUAUUGGGAAAUUCUGAGUUGAUUAAUAAUAAGGCUUAUUGGCAGAUUCUAAAAGUCUGAAUAUAGAUGUGGUUCUGAAGGUUCUGAAGUUUGAAAUAUUAGGAAGUUCUGAAUAUCUGAAUAUUGACAGGUUCUAAAUUCUAAAGUAUUGGGAAAUGUUUCAAUGUCUGAAUAUUGGAAAGUUGAACUAUGAAAUAUUUAGGGGGGUUUUUGAAGUCUUUUUUGAAAGUUAUGCUUUUUGGAUUAUUGACAGGUUCUGAAUAUCUGAAUGUUGCAACGAUCUAAAGUUUUGCGUGCUUCACAGAAAGGUGCUAAAUGUUGUUUUGCGAAUGCUUAUUAAUGCACAAAUAAUACACACAUGAGGAAGUUGGGUAAUAUGUGUCAUUUUUUGUGUCUGAGUGAUUAUGCUGAUCGUCUAUGGUUAAUUGCAUAACUGAGGAUUAUUUAGCAGCAUGAAGGUGUCAUUUCAGAUCUUUUGAAAUAACAUGGAAAGAGUUUCAUCAUGUGUUUUUUGUUCGUUUUUUUCUUUUUUGUGCUGUUGAUGCUUAAACACAACUGAUCAGUUAAAAAAAAUAAAAAGGCUGGAAUAUAUUUAAUGCUUUUUUUUUUUUUGUCAUGAUAAAAAAAGACACUUUACUGAUGUACAGCAGACUGUUAAGAUCUAACCUUCAUAUUUUUUUGCUCAGAGUUGCAUUCGUUCUUUUCAUUCAAUUUGCAAUAUUAUUUUUUAUUACAUUUAAGAAUGUGUCCAAUUUUUAUCUGUUAUAGUUACAUGUAACAGUAUCAGCAUUAUUAAAAACCUGCAAAGCUCAAAGGUCAGACACGGAGAAUACAGUAUACAAUUAUACAUUUUGUAUUGUUUUUUCAUUGUUGUUGUUCUUUAAACCUCCAUAGAGAUUUCUGUGUAUAUAGUUGCUAUAGGAACGAUGACAGCAGAAUGAGUGCAUUAAAAAAAAACCUGCGGUCUGAAUUACAGCUGUGCCAAAGUCGGUGCUGCUGUUACACAAAAUGAAUCAGCAGCUUCUUGCAGUUGAUAUUCGGGUAUUUACCCUGACUCUAUACUUUUCUAGAUUUUUCUGUGCCUGAAUAAAUGAUUUCUAUAAACCA
Molecule: messenger RNA, 2503 nt
Organism: Silurus meridionalis
Lineage: Eukaryota; Metazoa; Chordata; Actinopteri; Siluriformes; Siluridae
Product: C-C chemokine receptor type 4-like
Exons: 1
Coding region: 182-1246 (354 amino acids)
Biological process (GO): immune response; chemotaxis; G protein-coupled receptor signaling pathway
Cellular component (GO): membrane
Molecular function (GO): chemokine receptor activity
Source: RefSeq, a predicted model, not a curated record